Talaromyces rugulosus is the source of this 1005-nucleotide messenger RNA. RefSeq lists its product as uncharacterized. Gene Ontology annotation, cellular component: cytoplasm; membrane; mitochondrion. Bases 1 to 1005 code for a protein of 334 amino acids. The record is from RefSeq and is a predicted model, not a curated record. The transcript is spliced from 2 exons. Lineage: Eukaryota; Fungi; Ascomycota; Eurotiomycetes; Eurotiales; Trichocomaceae.
AUGCGCCGAUUAAUAUUAGACCUGGGCUCCAUUGGAGGACGACGCUCAGGAAGCAACGCCUCGGCCCUGAAAUAUAGAACACAGCGGACUUUUCAGCAGCAGCGGAAACAUUCUACCGAGAGCAGCAGCAACGCCAACACCAACACCAACAGUAAUAAUAAUAAUAUCACGAAACAUCUUGACUCGAAAACUACAACACCCCCCGGCACUACCGCCUCGUCCGCCGGCGCGCCCAUCCCGCCCUUGACAACAACAACAACAAUAACAACAACCGCCGGCCCUCGAAAUCGCUCUGUCCUGGAAGCGAUCAAGGCAGGCCCGCUCGGCCGUUUUGGAUCAUGGUAUUCGCGCACCCAGGACCGGCGGCCAUAUGUCACGCAGAUGGCCAGUUCGUUUGUGAUCUACCUGUGUGGAGAUCUCGGUGCGCAGCUGCUGUUUCCGAGUGAAGCGAAGCCCGCGGAUGAUACUGCUGGUGGUGGUGAUGAUAAUGAUAAGGAUAAAAAGCCGGUGAUGGUUGGAUAUGAUCCGUUGCGCACGCUGCGACAUUUGACAAUUGGCUUGACGACGAGUAUUCCGCAAUAUAAAUGGUUCAUGUUCCUCCACCACAACUUUAACUACUCCUCCAAAGCCCUCUCAAUCUUCACCAAAGUCUGCGUCCAACAAGCCGUCUUCGCUCCCGUCUUCAAUAGCUAUUUCUUCAGCGUGCAGUCCCUACUCGUCGGCGACUCUAUUGACGAAACAUGGCAGCGGCUGAAACGUGCACUGCCGAGCAGUUUGUGGAACAGCGUCAAGCUGUGGCCCGCCGUGGUCACGUUUAGCUUUUUGUAUGUUCCGCCGCAGUUUAGGUCUGUGUUUGGUGGGGUUAUUGCAAUUGGGUGGCAGACGUAUCUGAGUUGGUUGAAUCAGAGGGCUGCGCGUGAGGUUGCGGCGCGUGAGGCGGAGGCGGCGGCGAUGGCUGUUGCUGGGGGAUUGGAUGCCGUGCCUAUUGCGUCGCCGGCGGUUUGA